CAUAAGGGAUCGGUUGCGAUUUUUCUGCGUGAAAAGCAGUGUGUGAGAGCCAGUGUCAGGCUCACUCACACCCGUGUUGUGUUGGUAUCGAUGCGUGCGUUCGUGCGUGUAUGCGCCGCUUCUCAUCGCUCAUCACGCCAUCGACUUAUCAUCCGGUGCCCCGCUCUUGACAAUCCGACCAGCUGGUGACGCAUGAAGAAUACCUGGAGAUAACCACAUCUGAGAAUUUUUGUUUGGAUCGUUAUACGUAUACAAUUUAGAUAAAUAGACCACAAUGGAUAUUACAUUGGACGAUAAAUUAAAUGUACUGCAGCAAAUAAGUCAACGAAAGCUUGUGGAGAUAUUAGACGUUAUCCCAGGCACAAAGGAUAUGAUAAUAGAACAGAAAUUGAUGAAAAUACUGGAUAGCUUUGUAGGAAUGACUGUAUUGAAACGAUAUGGAGCGGGCAAGAUUUAUAAAAUGGAGGAAGGAUUGAAGCCGUCAAACAAUCAGCGUAUAUUUCUGGUGUCCAACAACUUAAUCGCAUGUAAAAGGGUUCUGGAUCAAAUACAGUCUGAAAUAUCUCACGUUAGCAAGCCCAAUAUUGAAGUAUAUCAUCAUUUACUGGUCGUGCCUUUUGUUCCACCUGUAUUACAUAGUUUAGUAGAAGAAGAAGGUUUGUCUGGACUGGUUACAUUACGGACGUUAUCUCCGGAAUUUAUAAAAUUGGAUGGAAACGUCUUGUCAUUGGAAAAUCCUAUGUUCAUUGAUCUCUAUUACCACAAAGAUAACAGUCUUCUACGAGCGUUAGCUCAAAACCUAUGGUCGUUGCAACUGAUACUCGGCUCGCCGAGGCUAUCGCUUUUCUUCGGCAAGCACAGCCAGCAAGUGAACACAUUGAUGGAAUCCAUGGAACAAUAUCUCGGUUCAUCUAACUUAGGACAUGAGAUCGGCGCCUUGAUCGUAAUGGACAGAAGUUACGAUCUGACGACGACCUUGCUGACGCCUGUGACGUAUGCAGGCCUGUUGAACGAAGUCGUAGAUGUGAACGUCGGUACAGCGACUUUGGGCAAGUCGCAAACCAAGUUGAACCCGGAUAAGGAUCAAAUCUAUGGAGAAGUGAGGGAUACACCUUGCAGCGACGUUUUUCCGAUUCUGCACGGAAAGGCUAAGUCACUUAAAUCCGAACAGGAAGUGGUGCAGACAAUGAAACUGUCCGAGAUGGAGAGAUACGUAUCGACGAGAUUACAGAAGAGCAGGGACAUGACACAGCAAUUAGCGUUUCAUAUAUCCGCGUGUCAGACUAUCGCUGAUACCUUGGGCUCCGAGUUUCAGGCCUUGCAGACGAUGGAGAAGCUGAUGCUCGAUUGUAGAGAAAAGAAAGAGUGCUUGAGUUACAUCGAGAGAAAUAUAGACGAGCACGCGUUGCGAUGUUUGCGUCUUCUGUGCCUGUUAUCCAUCACCACUGACGGCGUGACACAGAACGAACUUCGGAACAUCCAAAAACUACACCUGCACACCCACGGUUACCAGCAUAUCCCUCUGUUUUACAAAUUGCACACCGUCGGCUUAUUGAAGUACAGAACCGAAAAUCUUCUGCACAAGCUGCCGAACUGGAGCAGCGAGUGGAGUAGCAACGCGCAAAAACUGAAGUUGUUACCUAGUCAUUCCAAACGGUCCAGUCAAAACGGUCGUACCUGUCCCAGUUAUGUGUUCAACAACGCUUACAUACCCGCCAUCGCGCAGAUACUAAACAUCGUGACCAAUCAGGAGAGAGAUCCCCGCAGCUUCGAGGAUCUGGCAAGUUUACCAGGCUGCACGGUGAGCGGUAAACGGGGCGCGUUAUCGCCGAAGAUGAUAGUCGUCUGUGUGGUAGGAGGCAUUACCUGCGCGGAAGUGGCAGCCUGUCGGCUGAUCGAAAAGUCCACGGGGAUUCGUCUUGUUCUCGCGUCCGAUACUAUCAUAACGGGGAACAAACUCAUCCAAAGGAUACAAGACAUAUGAGAGCAAGAACAAUUUUAUUUAUAUAUCAUUACCAAAAUCUAUCCAAACAGACUCGCUUAGUUGCGUAAUGCUUAUGCACAAGAAAAUCGACCAAUAUUAUGUAUGAUAUAAGAAACAGCAUCCUUUAUAUUAUAUAAAUAUUUUAUUGGUUUUCUUAA
This is a messenger RNA of Dinoponera quadriceps, 2142 nucleotides long. It is a transcript of the gene Vps33B, whose product is annotated as vacuolar protein sorting-associated protein 33B. The record is from RefSeq and is a predicted model, not a curated record. Gene Ontology annotation, cellular component: CORVET complex; lysosome. Gene Ontology annotation, biological process: intracellular protein transport; vesicle-mediated transport. The transcript has 7 exons. The coding region runs from base 275 to 1984 and encodes 569 amino acids. NCBI's taxonomy places the organism in Eukaryota, Metazoa, Arthropoda, Insecta, Hymenoptera, Formicidae.